GUUGUUUAUAAAAAUAAUGAUAUUCGUCUGGAGUUAUCUCGUUUGGCAAGGAUUGGUGACACAAAAAUGAAAAUCUACGGGGAGGUGAAAUUCACAUGUGAGAAUGUGGCCACAUUGGACCCAAUCAAUUUUGAAAAUCCUGAGGCCUACAUCAGUCUGCCGAAGUGGAACACCAAGCGAAUGGGGUCUAUCUCUUUUGACUUCCGCACUACAGAGCCCAAUGGCCUUAUUCUUUUCACUCAUGGUAAACCCCAGGAAAGGAAGGAUUCCAGAAGCCAGAAGAACACCAAAGUGGAUUUCUUUGCAGUAGAACUCUUGGAUGGAAAUCUCUACCUUCUUCUUGAUAUGGGCUCUGGAACUGUCAAAGUAAAGGCAACUCAGAGGAAAGCUAAUGAUGGAGAAUGGUAUCAUGUUGAUAUACAGAGAGAUGGUAGAUCAGGUACCAUUUCAGUGAACAGCAGACGAACACCAUUCACUGCAAGUGGAGAGAGUGAAAUCUUGGAUCUGGAAGGAGACAUGUACCUUGGAGGACUGCCGGAAAAUCGGGCUGGCCUUGUCCUUCCUACUGAGCUAUGGACAGCUAUGUUGAACUAUGGUUAUGUGGGCUGUAUCCGAGAUCUCUUCAUUGAUGGGCGGAGCAAGAACAUCCGGCAGCUGGCAGAGCAGCAGAAUGCAGCUGGUGUCAAAUCUUCCUGCAUUCGGGUCAACACCAAACAGUGUGAUAGUUAUCCCUGUAAGAACAAUGCUAUCUGCAAGGAUGGCUGGAACCGCUUCAUCUGUGACUGCACGGGCACUGGCUACUGGGGAAGAACAUGUGAACGGGAGGCCUCCAUCCUAAGUUAUGAUGGCAGCAUGUAUAUGAAAAUUGUUAUGCCUAUGGUCAUGCAUACAGAGGCCGAGGAUGUGUCCUUCCGCUUCAUGUCCCAGCGUGCUUAUGGUCUACUGAUGGCCACAACAUCACGUGAUUCAGCUGAUACGCUACGGCUCGAAUUAGAUGGAGGCCGUGUCAAACUCAUGGUCAAUCUAGACUGUAUCAGGAUAAACUGUAACGCCAGUAAGGGACCUGAGACCCUUUAUGCUGGCCAAAAACUCAACGACAAUGAGUGGCACACAGUCCGAGUGGUACGCAGAGGAAAGAGUCUCAAACUUACAGUUGAUGAUGAUGUUGCUGAAGGUACAAUGGUUGGUGAUCACACUCGCUUGGAGUUCCACAAUAUUGAGACUGGGAUAAUGACAGAGAAGCGUUACAUCUCUGUCAUUCCUUCCAGCUUCAUUGGCCACCUCCAGAGCCUCAUGUUCAAUGGCCUUCUCUACAUUGACUUAUGCAAGAAUGGAGACAUUGACUAUUGCGAAUUGAAAGCCCGCUUUGGGCUCCGUAACAUCAUUGCUGAUCCUGUUACCUUCAAGACCAAGAGCAGCUACCUGAGCUUAGCAACCUUGCAGGCCUACACCUCCAUGCACCUCUUCUUCCAAUUCAAGACGACUUCUGCUGAUGGCUUCAUUCUUUUCAACAGUGGGGAUGGAAAUGAUUUCAUUGCAGUUGAGCUGGUCAAGGGAUACAUACAUUACGUGUUUGACCUUGGGAAUGGACCUAAUGUUAUCAAGGGCAAUAGUGAUCGCCCGUUGAAUGACAACCAGUGGCACAAUGUAGUUAUCACUAGAGACAACAGCAACACCCAUAGCCUAAAGGUGGAUACCAGGGUUGUUACUCAGGUUAUCAAUGGUGCCAAAAAUCUUGACCUUAAGGGCGAUCUGUACAUUGCUGGACUGGCUCAAGGAAUGUAUAGCAACCUCCCGAAGCUGGUGGCCUCCAGAGAUGGAUUCCAGGGCUGCCUAGCAUCAGUGGACUUGAAUGGGCGUCUGCCAGAUCUCAUUAAUGAUGCUCUGCACCGCAGCGGGCAGAUUGAGCGGGGAUGUGAAGUUGAGUUGGCCAAAGCUGACCUGCAAG
Messenger RNA from Python bivittatus (Burmese python), 1948 nucleotides. NCBI's taxonomy places the organism in Eukaryota, Metazoa, Chordata, Lepidosauria, Squamata, Pythonidae. The record is from RefSeq and is a predicted model, not a curated record.